AUCUCUCUCAUAACGUGCUAAUGACAUUCUCACGAUUCAAACAAUAAAACGUUUUAUGCAGUGUGACCAUUUGCUCAACUAAAAGAGACAGGGCGACCCUGUGCGAUGAUUGACACGAUGAUUCGCUCAUAAGUAUCGAUGCCACACAGCGAUAGGCACAAUGUUUUUAUUAGCUAAGCACGAAGAUGCUGCGGAGAUUACUAAGGCCACCAACUAUUAGAAUAUUAUGGAAUCAAGGUGCAAGCAGCAAUCGUUAUUUGUCAAAUAAAACGGCAAACUCCAACUCAAAUGCGGCAACGGCAACAGCGCAGGAUGUGACCAUGCACAACAGCUUAUUAACGGAAUGGCGCCCCAUAUAUCGCCUGCCUCUAAUACGCCUAAUUGCCGCUUUCAAUCGUCUUAAAAUAUAUCAGGCUGUCCUAACUGCAGCCGGAGCACCAAUACUGUUUGGUUUGCAACAAGCUGGACAUAUAACAUCAGAUGUGUUUGGAAUUUACGCUACGCUGGGAAUCAGCGGUGUCGUUACGCUCACGCUGGGCAGCAUGGCGGCUUCGAAUCUAAUUGGAUUCAUCUACAUAAAUGAUCAGGAGGAUAUGCUGAAGCUCGCAUAUGUAGACUUUUGGGGUAGGCGUCAGGAGCAACUGGUGGAAAUAGACCAAAUAAAGCCGGCUUGGGAGCAGCGUAUAAGUUUCUAUCAGCGCAUUGAGCUCAUCGAUGAUGACAAACAACGCUACAAGCUGUUACAGCGGUUUGGAGUCGUCUCAGAUCCUGCGAUAUUUGAAAGCCUUUUCGGGCAUUGAGAAUUGCAUUUGACUUAGUAUGUUGUUUAGUCUUAACAAAAUGUUAUAUCUUUUUUAUUUUGUUAAACAUCGUUGAUGAGAAAAUAUUUUAU
Messenger RNA from Drosophila busckii, 892 nucleotides. RefSeq names its product transmembrane protein 186. The transcript has 2 exons. Gene Ontology annotation, cellular component: mitochondrion. The record is from RefSeq and is a predicted model, not a curated record. NCBI's taxonomy places the organism in Eukaryota, Metazoa, Arthropoda, Insecta, Diptera, Drosophilidae. Bases 186 to 800 code for a protein of 204 amino acids.